CCGUCUCUCUCUGUCUCUCUCAUCCCUCUCUCUUUCUCUCUCCUCACGAGAAAAGAAAAUAAAAAGCGCGGGUAACAUCGAUUGCUUGUUUACAGAUCUAGGGUUUUUUUUCCCUCAGAUCCGCUCCCUUCCCGAUCACCGAACCAAUUUCUAUUUAUUUUUUCACCUUUUUUCCCUUCGGAGAAUUCUAUGGAGAGGAAAAAGUAUCCGAUUAGGGCUGAGGAUUACGAGCUCUACGAGUUGAUUGGAGACGGAGGGAGCGCGAUCGUGCAUCGCGCUCGAUGCGUUCCCUUUGAUGAGAUCGUGGCCAUCAAGAUUCUUGAUUUCGAGAGUAGCAGCGAUCUGACUACAAUUUCUCGUGAGGCUCAGACCAUGAUUUUGAUCAACCAUCCAAAUAUUCUAAAGGCACAUUGUUCCUUUGUAAAUGAUCAUAACUUGUGGGUUGUCAUGCCAUAUAUGGCUGGUGGGUCCUGUCUUCAUAUAAUGAAGUCUGCGUAUCCCAAUGGUUUUGAGGAGAUUGUCAUCGCUACUGUUCUCCGUGAAGUAUUAAAGGGCUUAGAAUAUCUUCACCAGCAUGGCCAUAUACAUCGAGAUAUAAAGGCUGGUAAUAUCUUAGUUGAUACACAUGGAGGAGUGAAGCUCGGAGAUUUUGGUGUUUCCGCUUGCCUUUUUGAUUCGGGUGACAGGCAGCGUACUAGGAAUACCUUUGUUGGAACACCUUGCUGGAUGGCACCUGAAGUGAUGGAGCAACGAUAUGGUUAUGAUUUCAAGGCGGAUAUCUGGUCUUUCGGAAUUACGGCGUUGGAGCUUGCUCAUGGGCAUGCUCCUUUUUCUUCUCAGCCGCCUGUAAAGGUCUUUCUCAUGACCUUGAAUAAUGCUCCCCCAUCUCUUGAAUCUAGAAAAGACAAGAAGUUUUCGAAGGCCUUCAAGCAUAUGAUUGCUACCUGCUUGGUAAAAGAUCCAUCAAAAAGGCCUACUGCACAUAAGCUGUUAAAACAGUCUUUCUUCAAGCAAGCUAGGUCCCAUGACUAUAUUGCACGAAAAAUCUUGGAGGGUUUGCCUUCUCUGGAGGAUAGGUUUCAUGCAUUGAAGCUGAAAGAAGAAGAGCUGCUUGCGCAAAAGAAGAUGCUUGACGGGGAAAAAGAAGCGAUGUCUCAGAGCGAAUAUAAGAGGGGAAUAAGCAGCUGGAACUUUGACAUCGAGGACCUAAAGGCUCAGGCUUCACUGAUCCCAGAUAAUGAGGAUGGUGUCUCAGGUAAAGAUUCGGAGGGAUGCUCCAAUUCAUUGUUUGAUCUCGAUACUUUGCAUGAAGUGCCUCAAAGCAUUCCUUCAGCCACGGUGUCCUCCGUGAGGAAUGAUGCUCAUGUGGUAAAUGAUGGAAUAACAGACAGCAGAAUUGAUUCUAAUUCUUCAUCCAAUCAGGCAUCAAAAUUCCAAAGAUCAGAUGUUUCUGACAAUGAGCUUGAGGUUUCUAGGAAAUCAAGCAAUCAGAAUGACAUCCACGAUGUUAUGGAGUUCCAUGGAAAUGGUAUCACAAAUGAUUCAAAGGCAAGUUGCAAAUCGGGGAUUGAUGAAAAGCAUCUUGACAGCAUAAUUAGCGUCUCCCGUGAUUGUCAUGGAACUUCAACUAGUCCAGGCUUACAAGAUAUUACUUUAUCAUCCAAACAAGAGAGUGUGAAGCAAAAUCAUCAGUUAGAGAACAUGGAAAACUACAGUACUCCUAAUGCAAUAACUGAUAUCUCUUGUGAACCAAUACCUAAGAUAUCAAAACCAACAGCUUCCAAUGCUGAUGAUAAUGAUGAAAAAAUAAAAGCGACGUUAGUGCAACAGAAGGGGCGGUUUAAAGUAACAUCUGAGAAUGUUGACAAGGCCCUUCCAGCUGCUGGCCAACCUAAGAGUCCCAGCGCACAGCUGGAAGCAGCAGAAGAACGGGAGAAGCAAUUGUUGCAGGAGAUUGCUGAUUUGCAAAGAAGGCUCAUGCUCUCCGAGGAAGAACUAAGAAUUACAAAGGCAAAAUUUGCUCAGGAUGUCAGACUCAAAUCCGAUCUGAAUGAUGUUGGCAACAAGAAGCAGAAUCAUGAUGCAGAAAGAUUGAAUCUUGCAAAUGAUUGAAGAUAAUAUAUAAAUUAUGGUUGUUCGGCUAUAAUUUGUACAUAUGAUUUGUAAUGUUGUGAUAUAAUCACUAGAUGGGUAGUUCUGGGCAAUUAUGAGCUAAUACUGUAUGUAGUGUUUUGAUUGCUCAAGUUGUCUGAGCGUAGAAUAAUGAUGUACGGACUAUACAGCGUUCUCCUGGCUAGAAGUUCGACAAAUCAUGGAUGUCCAUCUUGAGUAAUUGAUUUGUAAUUGUGUGUUGUGUUAUACCUGCAUCAAAAUUAUGGAUACUUGGUAUGUUAUCGUUAAUGUUAUCUUU
Molecule: messenger RNA, 2410 nt
Organism: Asparagus officinalis (garden asparagus)
Lineage: Eukaryota; Viridiplantae; Streptophyta; Magnoliopsida; Asparagales; Asparagaceae
Product: serine/threonine-protein kinase BLUS1-like
Exons: 18
Coding region: 190-2112 (640 amino acids)
Biological process (GO): protein phosphorylation
Molecular function (GO): protein kinase activity; ATP binding; protein serine/threonine kinase activator activity
Source: RefSeq, a predicted model, not a curated record